Messenger RNA from Anoplophora glabripennis (Asian longhorned beetle), 988 nucleotides. Its product is annotated as chymotrypsin. Gene Ontology annotation, biological process: proteolysis. The coding region runs from base 40 to 912 and encodes 290 amino acids. Gene Ontology annotation, molecular function: serine-type endopeptidase activity. NCBI's taxonomy places the organism in Eukaryota, Metazoa, Arthropoda, Insecta, Coleoptera, Cerambycidae. The record is from RefSeq and is a predicted model, not a curated record. The transcript is spliced from 4 exons.
UUCCGAUAGAAAAAUCAGUUAGUAGUUGCUUCCUGCAAAAUGCGAGCAGCAUUCGUAUUCGUGGCACUUUUCGCAGCGGUGUGGGCUUUGCCACAGGCCGGCCUGUCUAAGAUCAACUGGGAAGAUUUCCCAAUGAGACGCAUGUCCGUAGAUGGCAACGGAGUCGUUGACGAUUCAAGUUACAACCCAGGAGUUGGACCCAGGAUUAUAAACGGACGGGAAGUGGAACCCAACUCGAUACCCUCCCAAGUAUGGCUAAUCUUCAGGCUGUUCCCUGGAUCUGGUGGUUGGACCUGCGGUGGUACUCUGAUCACCAAGAGAUUCGUCCUUACUGCUGCGCAUUGUAAUGCUGGGGCUGGACUAGUCGAGGUAUACAUUGGAGCCCACGACAUUUCAGUUGAAGAACCAGGAAGAAUUAUAUUGGUAGCCACAAGAUUAAUCAAUCACCCAGACUAUGACUCUGGCACUAUUUCCCAAGACAUUGGUCUCAUUGACCUUGAACAGGAAGUGGAACUGAGUAAUUUCGUCGAUGUAAUCAAAUUACCAGGUCGUAAAUACGUGGGUGAAUUAUUUGAAGAUGCAAACUCCAGGGUGAGCGGAUGGGGUCUGACAGUUGGCGGCGGUAGCAGAUCAAACGUCUUAUUGGCAGUCAACAGCACCGUCCUCCCCAACCCCAAUUGCAGGGCGGUUUUCAAUAUCUUCCGAGAAAACGAGAUUUGUACCUCAGGGGCUGGGGGUGUGGGGGCCUGCAAUGGAGACUCUGGCGGUCCUCUGGUUCAUGGCAACCUUCAAAUCGGUAUCGUGUCUUACGGACGCGCAGGUUGCCCACCUGGGUUCCCAACGGUGUUCGUCAGGGUUACCAGCUUCCUGGACUGGAUCGAGGAAAACUCUGACUACGUUAUUCAAGACUAAAUAUCAAUUUCAAUGAACUGUGUAAACAUGUGUUAUAAAUGCCAAGUGUGUGAAUAUAAAAAAAAAAUCUAAAUAG